Messenger RNA from Glarea lozoyensis ATCC 20868, 1293 nucleotides. RefSeq names its product RING/U-box. The record is from RefSeq and is a predicted model, not a curated record. The transcript has a single exon. NCBI's taxonomy places the organism in Eukaryota, Fungi, Ascomycota, Leotiomycetes, Helotiales, Helotiaceae. The coding region runs from base 1 to 1293 and encodes 430 amino acids.
AUGUCUUCUGUCAAAAUGGUUUCUCUCAAAGUAGCUCAAGAUUCGGAUUCGGAUAGCAGGAGCCUAAAAUCUUUCUUCUCGGCCAAUUCACAAGGUUCUCCCACAGAUUGUCCCAUUUGCCUCGAGCCAUACGACCCAGCGAGGGUCAAAGUAUCGGUAGGGUUAUGUCAACAUUAUAUUUGCAAACCUUGCUUCGAGAUUCUUACCGAGGACAAAGAGUCAAUGUCUCCGAGCUAUCCUGAUUGGCCUUUAUGUCCGUACUGUUGUGCCCCAAUGCGACAUGGCAGACAAUUACUAUUUCUCCGCGAUCACCUCUUCCCUCAUCGUAAGGGCUUGGAAGUCAACAGCGACGGCUUAACGUACUUCCGGGGCUCUACUUGGACAACAAUUCGCAUGACAACUACGGUUCUCACGCGUCAAUUCAAUAAAGACUCUUUCUACACCGAUAUGAUCCACGAGGUAUCAAGAAGCACGAGAAGAAAGAGUGAUAAUGCCGAGGAAAACCGAGGAGCGCCUGUUGUAAAUUGUACGGAGGCUGAAUUCGACACCCAAGAACUACGAGUCCGAGAAAAGCUGGAUCAAGAAUUCCGCAAACAUCUGGACGACACUGCAGCCAGCAAGAUGCACAAAGAGCGGAGCAUACAUUUUCUAUGCGAGCCAUUUAUUGAUGAAACUAAGUCAUUCGAGACUUGGCUCCAUCGAACCCUGUGGCUCAAUCGUCAACGAAGGAAAGGGUUUGAAACUUCCGAAGUUCUGUUAUACACAACCAGAGUCUAUGAAAGCAUUUUACCUUACAGGGUGGAGAGAAGUUUCCAACGUUCGACGGCGGCCGAUUGGGAGAUCAAGUUCCUUACAUUCAUCAGAAUUCAAAUGACGAUAGCGGUAUCUCGUCCUGAAUUGAAAAACUUCUCGGAAUUAAACGUGUUCUUUCAAAAUAGGAGAGCAAAUUGCGCCGCUACCAAAAUCGUAGAUUCACCUCGAGGAGAGCAUCAUUGGAGAACCUACUGGCAGUUCUCAUACGGUCUUGGCCUCUUAUGGAUUAUUUACACACUGGCUAAACAUUAUACGUUGAUGCCUCUAGAUAUCUACAGAGCAAGAGGUCAAAGUUCUUUGUUUAGGACAUUGCUAGCUAUGAAGCAUGAGUAUGGUUAUUGGCUCUCACCAUAUUGGUUUACACCUGACAGUGAGCGGUUCAUCGAUCGUGUGGAACAGCCACUACUUGCCCCCGAAGUUGACCGGCCGGCUGAGUUACUCGCCCCCGAUGAAGAUCAGCCGUUACUUGCCGCUGACUGA